Trichosporon asahii var. asahii CBS 2479 is the source of this 1431-nucleotide messenger RNA. RefSeq lists its product as uncharacterized. Lineage: Eukaryota; Fungi; Basidiomycota; Tremellomycetes; Trichosporonales; Trichosporonaceae. Gene Ontology annotation, biological process: transmembrane transport. The record is from RefSeq and is a predicted model, not a curated record. Gene Ontology annotation, molecular function: transmembrane transporter activity. The transcript has 2 exons. Gene Ontology annotation, cellular component: membrane. Bases 1 to 1431 code for a protein of 476 amino acids.
AUGGUCGACGUUCUCGACGUAAAGUACGACCCCGAGGCGGCUAUCAACGAGGAGGAGAUUAAGAAGUGCGACAUCUCCCACAAGGAGACCGCCUCUGUCGCCCCUUACAUCUAUGUCCCCAACACGCCCGAGGAGGCCAAGCUCAUCCGCAAGAUCGAUGCGCACCUGUUCCCCAUGCUCUGGCUCAUGUUCCUUAUGAACUACCUCGACCGCACGAACAUUGGAAACGCCAAAGUCGGCGGUAUGGAGAAGGACCUCAAGCUUUCGUCCUCUGACUACUCUCUCGUUCUCUCGAUUUUCUUCGUUGGUUACCUGCUCUGGGAGGUGCCUUCCAACAUGAUGCUCACGCGCUCGACUCCGCGUAUUUUUAUUCCGACGCUUAUGCUCGUCUGGGGUGCCAUCUCGAUCGCUGUUGUCGGAGUCCACAACCUCGGUGGCAUGGUCGCUUUCCGCUUCGUCCUCGGCCUCGUCGAGGCUGGUUUCUUCCCCGGUAUCAUGCUCGUUAUUUCCUGCUGGUACAAGCCCCAGGAGAUGGCCAAGCGUGUUGCGAUUCUCUACUCUUCGACCAUGAUGGCCGGUGCCUUCGGUGGUCUUCUCGCCGGUGGUAUCAUUGAGGGCCUCGAGGGCGUCCGUGGCAUCCGCGGCUGGCGCUGGCUCUUCAUCAUUGAGGGUAUCAUGACCUGCGUCAUCGCUCUCGCCGCCUACUUUGUCCUUCCCAACUACCCUCAGACCACCAAGUGGCUUUCGCAGGACGAGAAGCGCCUCGCCCUCGCUCGUCUUCUCGCCGCCGACUCGGAUGUUGACGUCGACGCCGAGGUCGAGCACAUGGGUCACUGGGACGCCUUCAAGCUCGCCGUCAAGGACCCCAAGACCUGGGUCUUCCUCGUUAUUUACAACUGUCUUUCGUCUGUCGGCACCAUCUCCUACUUCUUCCCCUCGCUUCUCGAGACCAUGGGUUACUCUGGCCGCACUCUCCAGUUCAUGACCGUUCCCAUCUACGCCGUCUCCAUGAUUGUCGGCUGCUCUGCCGGAUUCUUCGCCGACCGUACCGGCAUGAAGGCCUACACCAUCUGUGGCGGUGCCGUUCUCUCGGUCAUCUCGUUCAUCAUCUGUGUCACCGUCGGCGAGCCCAAGGUCCGCUACGCCUUCAUCUGCUUCGGUGCCGCGGGCAUCUGGACCAACAUUCCCAUCUUCCUGUCGUGGAUGGCCACGAUGUUCGACGGCAAGGAGAAGCGCGCCAUCUCCAUCGCCCUCGUCAACGGCUUCGGAAACCUUGCCUCUGUCUACGGAUCGUUCUUCUGGCCCAAGAGCAGCGCUCCGCAGUUCGUGCCUGGCUUCGCCGUGACAACGGCUUUGUGCGGCUUUGGAGGCAUCAUCUGUGCUCUCGCGAAGUGGAAGUACGGCGACAAGGGUGUCGAGCGUACUUCGUAA